AUGUCUUCAGCAUUAUUUGAUCUUAUUCUUCUAUGGUCAUCACAAGAAUCUGAUGUUGAAUAUACUGAAUUACAAAAUUUAUUAAAAACUGAAUUUCCUACACAAUUUAUCAUACAUUCUUUUAUAACAUCAGAACAAGCUAUUAAACAUAUAGAAUCAACAAAAAAUCCUUCUCGAUUAACAAUUGUUAUUACAAAAUUAGGUACGAAUGAUGAAAAUUCAGGUCAAAUAUUAGUCGAAACAAUUCGUCGUCAUGAAAAACAUACAUUUAUUAUAAUUCAUUCUCAUACAGCUUGUAAUGAUCCUAAUCUUCGGGAAACUAAAAUUGCAUUACCAAAUUUAAAAUGGUCUUUUGCCAGUCUUGGUGUUAAUAUGAUUACAGAAUCUAUGAUACAAAUUCGUAAUGUUCUACAUCAAUUACUUCCAUUAGGUCAAAUAAAUUCUAAAUCAACAUAUACAUGUCCAUAUUGUAAAUGGUCAUUAUUUUCAUUUUCACAACUUUAUAUACAUGUUCCACUUUAUCAUACAAAUGAAGAAGAACUUUCAAUAAAAUGUCAAAUAUGUCAACGAUCAACACGUAAUUAUGCUGUACAUUUACAUGAAGAACAUAAUGAUGAACAUCAACAACGUUCAAUAGCUACACCACUAUAUGCAUUUUCAUUAGUUGUAUGUCAACGUAAACGUGAUAAUCGUUUUCUUGUUGUUCAAGAAUCAGGUUCAAAAGGUUUUUGGUUACCUGGUGGUCGUGUUGAAAUAGGUGAACAACUUGAUAAAGCAGCUGAACGUGAAACAUUAGAAGAAGCAGGUGUUAAAAUACGUUUAAUUGGAAUAUUAAAAAUUGAAUUUGUACCACGAUCAGAUAUUAAUCGUCUUCGUAUUAUUUAUUUUGCUGAACCAUUUGAUGAAGAUAAUUGUGAACCAAAAACUAUACCUGAUUAUGAAAGUUAUGGAGCUAUGUGGUUAACAUAUGAACAAACAUUACAAUGUAAUACACAAGGUCAAUUACGUGGAAAUGAACCAUUGAAAUGGUUUAAAUAUAUUGUACAAAAUGGAACUAUACAUUCGUUAAGUAUACUUUCGAAAACUGAAGUUUAA
Molecule: messenger RNA, 1095 nt
Organism: Rotaria sp. Silwood1
Lineage: Eukaryota; Metazoa; Rotifera; Eurotatoria; Philodinida; Philodinidae
Source: the annotation of a GenBank genome assembly